AUGGAGGACGAAGCGUCGUCUGGAUAUGCGUGGGAAGGCGCGCUCGAGCGCAGCUGGGACGUCAUUGAAGAAGACGACGCGGGGAACCUCCGGAUCGAGCACGCCGUGACGAACCAGCAGCGUCAGCGGCGACUGGACAUUGCUCGGAAUGUGCGCAAGGGGUUGAUUCGGUAUACGUACGUGAUCAUGGACUUAUCGCGCGGGAUGGCCAUCAAGGACUGGAAACCCCAUCGCUUGGCGUGCACGCGUGACGCGUUGCAGCAAUUUGUAAAGGACUACUUUGACCAGAACCCGAUCUCGCAAUUGGGUGUCAUUGGGAUGAAAGGCAUGACGGCCGAGAAGCUGAGUGAGUUGUCUGGGAACCCCAAGACGCACAUGGAGCGCAUUGCGGCGGCAUUAGCCGUCGAGACGGAGCCGUCGCUGCAAAAUGCUCUGGAAUUGGCGAGGAGUUCGUUGAAGACCGUGCCGGCCUACGGCAGUCGAGAAGUGGUUGUCGUGUAUGGCAAUUUGGUGACUGCUGACCCGGGCGACAUUUUCCAGACGCUGGUGUCGCUAAAGCGCGAGAACGUUCGCGUGUCGUUUGUUGGUAUUGGCGCCGAGAUGCACUUGCUGCGUCGCAUUGCAGACGGCACGGACGGCACGUACCAUGUUGCAGUAGACGCGGAACAUAUGAAGAAGCUCAUGACAGCGUUUACGUUUCCAUCGCCGACGGUCGUGACGGCGGCUUCGCGCUUUGCCACGUUGGUGGAAAUGGGCUUCCCGCAGCGUCGUAGUGGCGCGCUGUCUCUCUGCACUUGCCAUCAGGCGUUUACCACUGUCGGGUACUUGUGUCCACGUUGCAAGUCCAAGAGCUGCGACCUGCCCACGACGUGCCAAGUGUGCAACUUGCCGCUCGUAUCGUCGCCGCACUUGGCACGAUCGUACCAUCACCUGUUUCCCGUCGCAAAGUUCACACAGCACUUGCUGCGGUCUGGCGUCAGUGGCGAGAAGGGCGCGAAAGUCACGCCGUCGUUGGUCCAGGAAAAGUGUUUUGGCUGUUUGCUGCCGCUAGGGCUCGAUGGUGAAGGCGCGGCGUACGAGUGUGCUACGUGCCAGCGCGUGUUCUGUAGCGAGUGCGAUUUGUACGUGCACGAUUCGCUGCACAAUUGUCCAGGCUGCAGCUGA
Molecule: messenger RNA, 1164 nt
Organism: Hyaloperonospora brassicae
Lineage: Eukaryota; Oomycota; Peronosporomycetes; Peronosporales; Peronosporaceae
Source: the annotation of a GenBank genome assembly